ACGUCGAUGACAAGCUCGUAGCAUCGCGACUGUCAGUACGUAUCAAUCAUCCGUACUGCGAUAAUGGAAAACUCGCUCCAUUAUCCUGAUACCCGCGACGAGCCUAGGCUGUAUAAUCAGAAUUACAAAAAUGAUCUUCGAGCCAAUAUGCGACUGAAUGUCUGGGUCAUGAAGAUAAUCGGUACAUGGCCGCUGAGACAUUCCUGGAUAGAAACACUGUGGUACAGAGCGCUGAAUGUCAUCUGCUACGUGCUACUGGGUUUUCUUCUAAUUCCCAGCGGCAUGUUCAUCGUCCUGGAAAUCAAGGACUUCUACAACCAAUUAAAACUCGGCAGCGCUCUCACCUUCUUCUUCAUGGCCGUUUUGAAGUACUGCGCCCUGCUUCUGCGGGAGGAGGACAUACGUAGAUGCGUCGAUUACAUCGAGGAUGACUGGAGAAACGUAAAAUACACGGACGAAAGGAGGAUGAUGCUGGAGAACGCGAACUUCGGCCGUCGAUUAGCGGUCGUCUGCAGCUGCUUCAUGUACGGCGGUGUCUUGUUCUAUUUCGUGGCGGUGCCGUUAACUCGCGCGAAGACCGUCGAAGAGGAUGGCAAUCUCACCUAUCGUAGGCUGGUGUUUCCAGUGCCCAACGUGAUCGUCGACACCCGUCGUAGUCCCGUCAACGAAAUCUUUUAUUUCAUCCAGCUAUUUGCUGGUUUUAUCAUCCACAACAUCACGGUAGCCUCAUGCGGCUUGGCAGCCCUCCUCGCGACGCAUGCUUGCGGACAGCUGCAGGUGCUCAUGUCCUGGAUAAACCAUCUAGUUGACGGUCGUGAAGGCGUCAACGAUACCACGGACGAGAGACUGGCUAAUAUAAUACAAUUACAUGUGCGCAUCUUGAACUUCAUAUCGCUAACAGAGGAAUUGUUGCAUGAAAUAUCUCUGAUCGAAGUUGUGGGAUGUACAUUGAAUAUAUGUUUUCUUGGAUAUUAUUGCAUGAUGGAAUGGGAUUUUAAGCAACCUGUAAGCGGCUUAACAUAUUUGAUACUCCUCAUUUCGCUAACAUUCAACAUAUUCAUAUUUUGUUACAUAGGCGAACUUUUAACGGAACAGACUGUAAAAGUACGUGAGAGCUCGUACAUGAUCGAUUGGCACCGGCUUCCGAAAACGAAGAGUCGUGCCGUAAUCUUGAUAAUAUGUAUGUCCAACGCAACCACCAGACUGACUGCCGGAAAUAUAAUCGAGCUGUCCAUCAGCAGCUUCGGUGACGUUAUCAAAUCAUCUGUCGCUUACUUGAACAUUCUACGAAAGUUUACUACAUGAGAAAGUACGAUUUGAAAUGGUAGUAUUCAUCAAAUGACAUUAAAUCCUUCACGAAACUACAGUAAACUUUAUACGAGUACGUUUAUUCAAUGAAUCUUGAUACUUGCGCUCCGAAUAAAACAGUCGAAGUAUGUAAUAUUGCACUUUUUCAAUUAUUACCUGGUACUAUUUGGAGAUUAGACUUGUCUUCUCAGAUAGUAUCAUUAGAUACGCGCACUUCAGUUAUUUAAUAUAUUAAUAAACUAUUGA
Messenger RNA from Temnothorax curvispinosus, 1554 nucleotides. RefSeq names its product odorant receptor 85f-like. Gene Ontology annotation, cellular component: plasma membrane. Gene Ontology annotation, molecular function: odorant binding; olfactory receptor activity. Gene Ontology annotation, biological process: sensory perception of smell; detection of chemical stimulus involved in sensory perception of smell. Bases 64 to 1305 code for a protein of 413 amino acids. The transcript is spliced from 5 exons. The record is from RefSeq and is a predicted model, not a curated record. NCBI's taxonomy places the organism in Eukaryota, Metazoa, Arthropoda, Insecta, Hymenoptera, Formicidae.